GAAACCUGGUACUGGCACGGGGACAUCAGCGCUGACAACGUCGUCAUGAGCGGCGUCAAGUGUUCGGGCACGGAGAUGUCCCUGGCCCACUGUCGUCACGACGGAGCCCACGUCUCCUGCCCCAGAGGAGGAGGUCGCUUCGGUGCUGGUGUGUCCUGCUCGGAGACCGCGCCUGACCUGGUGCUGAACGCGGAGCUGGUGGAGCAGACGGCGUACCUGGAGGACCGGCCCAUGUUCAUGCUGCAGUGUGCCCUGGAGGAGAACUGCCUGGCCAGCUCCGCCGCCAACACCUCCCUCACCUCGGGCUACCGGCGCCUCCUGCGCUUCUCCUCCCCCAGCUUCUGCCUGGAAGACACCGAAUGUGAAGCAGAUGUGCAAAAGCAGUACGAAUGUGCCAACUUUGGGGAACAAGGGAUCACGGUGGGGUGCUGGGAUGUGUAUCGGCACGACAUCGACUGCCAGUGGAUCGACAUCACCGAUGUCCCACCAGGCGAUUACCUCUUCCAGGUUGUCAUCAACCCAAACUAUGAAGUUGCUGAAUCUGAUUACUCCAACAACGUGAUGAAAUGCAGGAGCCGGUACGAUGGGCAGCGCAUCUGGAUGUACAACUGCCACAUAGGUGGCUCUUUCAGCGAGGAGACAGAGCAGAAGUUUGAUCACUUCAGUGGACUCACAAACAACAAGGUGUCCACCCGAUAG
This is a messenger RNA of Nestor notabilis (Kea), 699 nucleotides long. Its product is annotated as lysyl oxidase homolog 2-like. The annotation marks the transcript as partial. The record is from RefSeq and is a predicted model, not a curated record. Gene Ontology annotation, biological process: peptidyl-lysine oxidation. Gene Ontology annotation, molecular function: copper ion binding; protein-lysine 6-oxidase activity. Gene Ontology annotation, cellular component: membrane. Lineage: Eukaryota; Metazoa; Chordata; Aves; Psittaciformes; Psittacidae. The transcript is spliced from 6 exons.